CCACAAUGUACAAAUAUCUCAUUGGCAUUGUGAAUGACCAUCACCACUGGACAGUUGUGGAGGGCUUUGUUCCUUGAUCCCAUGGGAGAAAUUUCUACAAAUCUGAAAAGGUGUCAGGAUGAAACAAGGCUUUUGCGACACAAGGGAUGCAAUGUGUCAAGGUGGUCUCGCAGAACGCUGCCUCACCCAAAGCAAAAAGACGGCACAUCAUGUGGCGUCUUUGCUUUGGAAUUUGCAGAAUGUGUACUCAGAGAGGAGCCAGUUGUUUCUCUUAAUACGGCAGAGGGAGUGGAAGAAUUGAGGAAAGCAAUAGCUGUCACUCUUCUACAAACAGCGCUGUGCCAUGCCUGUGGAGAAGAAAGUGGAGAUUAA
Molecule: messenger RNA, 372 nt
Organism: Xyrauchen texanus (razorback sucker)
Lineage: Eukaryota; Metazoa; Chordata; Actinopteri; Cypriniformes; Catostomidae
Product: sentrin-specific protease 2-like
Exons: 5
Coding region: 34-372 (112 amino acids)
Biological process (GO): proteolysis
Molecular function (GO): cysteine-type peptidase activity
Source: RefSeq, a predicted model, not a curated record